Molecule: messenger RNA, 339 nt
Organism: Drosophila miranda
Lineage: Eukaryota; Metazoa; Arthropoda; Insecta; Diptera; Drosophilidae
Product: transcription activator MSS11-like
Exons: 2
Coding region: 108-326 (72 amino acids)
Source: RefSeq, a predicted model, not a curated record
GAUGGUGACAUCAAAGCUCCAGCGGAUUACAAUGUAAUGAGCAGAAGCUUAUCGACACUUCAAGCGAUUGUCUGGGGUUUGCUUAAACCAGCAACACUCCAGGGGCGAUGGCCCUAGGGGCCGGUGGUAAAUGCAUUGGCCCACGCGACGCAACUAAGUGGGUCAGCCUCAUUGAUACCCUCUACUGCACAGUGCUCCAGCGACGUCGACAGAGGCAGCGGCAGCAGCAGCAGCAGCAGCACCAACAGCAGCAGCAGCACGCGCGCAGUCGCAGCGGGCAGCGGACAGAGCCAAGCAAAGCAGCGCAACAGUUAACGGCUUCUUAGCAAAGCUUGCAAG